CGUGCGUGGAAGAUCUGAGACUGAAGACUGAUCGCAGACCAAUUGCACACAGUAUUCCGCGGGUGACACUCGCGCUCGCAACGUAGAGAGUCUUUACUCUCUCCCCGUGGUAUCCGCGUCGUGUUUCCCAAGCCAGUACACCCACGGCAGGCGAACGCGAGCGAUCGCGACCCGCGCGGAUCGCACCUCGAGAUUAUCUCCCCGAGAGAUCAGUGGUGUACUCCGGAGGAGUAGAUGAGAUUUCGCGGCCGGCAGAUCGACUGCGAUUUCAAGAUCGAGAUCGGGAGAAACGCUCGUUGAAGAGAAACUGAAGAUCGGCUGAGAGAUUUGAUCAGUUUUCAAGUUCCAUCGAUUACCGAAGAUUUUCAUCGCCGAGAUUGAGCGUGAACAAUCAUCGCAAACACAACUCCGGCAACGAGCGCGAGAUUAUACAUUUUGCGCGCCCAUUAAGAGUGCUCAAAAAGUGCAGUGUGCAAAAACAAAUCAGAUCGGGGCCGGAGAUUUCCAUAUAAAGUUUCAUUGCCGGAUUUAAGUAAGUUCUUCAUUCGAGAUUCGCUUCGCGUUAUGUCUUCGAGUAAGCAACUUGUGAAAUAUUCGCUUGGCAGAUACCGUGUUAUGUCUUGUUAUCAUCUUCGCGUUUGAAACGACACUGGUCGAUAAUCAGCCGGACUGCGUACACGACCGGAAAAUAUCGAGAGAAUACCGAGUGGGCCCACCACGAAAGCCUACAAUCAUGACAGAGGCAUCGCGGGAUCCUGAGGUGGCUGAUUCAGAAAACACUGACAACGGCACGACAACGUUAAAUCUGACUUGUUCGACGACCAACAAGAAACCUCUUCCGGAUCGUGGAACAUGGAGCACCAAACUGGACUUUAUUCUCAGUGUGGUCGGCCUGGCAAUCGGUCUUGGCAAUGUUUGGCGAUUUCCAUACCUAUGCUAUAAGAACGGCGGUGGCGCUUUCCUAAUUCCCUACUUCUUGACGCUGUUCCUGGCCGGUAUACCCAUGUUCUUUAUGGAGCUGGCUCUCGGGCAAAUGCUCACGGUGGGCGGCCUCGGAGUCUUCAAGAUAGCGCCACUCUUCAAAGGCAUCGGUUACGCCGCCGCCGUUAUGUCCUGCUGGAUGAAUGUCUAUUAUAUCGUUAUCCUGGCCUGGGCGAUCUUUUAUUUUUUUAUGUCAAUGCGCAGUGAAUUGCCUUGGGGAAGCUGCAACAAUGACUGGAACACCAAGUAUUGCGUGAAUCCUUAUGACAGAAGCUCGUUGCUUUGCUGGAGCCAGAUCUCGCCGAGGAAUGGUAGCGUCGUCAAGAUGUGCACGCUCAAUCAUGUUAAUGUGACAAUGACGGAACUUACGGACCCUGUGAAGGAGUUUUGGGAACGUCGAGCGUUGCAGAUCAGCGAUGGUAUCGAGUCCGUGGGCAAUAUCCGAUGGGAAUUAGCAGGUACAUUAUUAUUAGUGUGGAUAAUCUGCUAUUUUUGCAUCUGGAAAGGUGUCAAGUGGACCGGCAAAGUCGUCUAUUUCACGUCUCUCUUUCCAUACGUGUUGCUCACUGUCCUUCUGAUUCGCGGAAUUACGCUGCCUGGCGCCAUGGAAGGGAUUCGAUUUUAUAUCAGUCCAAAUUUGUCUAAGCUUCGGGAAUCCGAGGUAUGGAUCGAUGCGGUGACACAGAUCUUCUUCUCGUACGGUCUCGGACUCGGCACCCUCGUGGCCCUCGGCAGUUACAACAAAUUCACCAACAAUGUCUACAAGGACGCUCUGAUCGUUUGUUCGGUUAACUCGUCCACUAGCAUGUUCGCGGGCUUCGUGAUAUUCUCGGUGGUGGGUUUCAUGGCGCACGAACAGCAGAAACCGGUCGCCGAAGUGGCCGCUUCCGGGCCAGGAUUGGCCUUUUUGGCUUAUCCGUCGGCGGUUCUUCAAUUACCGGGCGCGCCGCUUUGGUCGUGCCUAUUCUUCUUCAUGCUGCUGCUCAUCGGACUCGACUCCCAGUUCUGCACGAUGGAAGGCUUCGUCACGGCUAUAGUGGACGAGUGGCCUCAGAAAUUACGUCGUCGCAAGGAGUUGUUUAUCGCCCUCGUGUGCGCCCUAUCCUAUGUCAUCGGAUUGUCGUGUAUUUCUCAAGGUGGCAUGUACGUUUUCCAAAUCCUCGAUUCGUACGCCGUUUCCGGCUUCUGUUUACUCUUCCUCAUCUUCUUCGAGUGCAUAUCAAUCAGUUGGGCGUUUGGCGUAACCCGAUUCUACGAUGGUCUGCACGAUAUGAUUGGAUACUAUCCUCUUAUGUGGUGGAAAUUUUGCUGGACAGUGACUACGCCGAUGAUUUGUGUUGCUUUUAGCCGCCAUAUUGGAUCAGCCAUCUUGGAUUUCAAAACGGGGCACAUGACUUUUGAAAGUACUAGUAUAUAUAUAUAUACAUACAUCUUAUCUUA
Temnothorax curvispinosus is the source of this 2421-nucleotide messenger RNA. RefSeq names its product sodium- and chloride-dependent GABA transporter 1-like (gene Gat-a). The transcript is spliced from 8 exons. Gene Ontology annotation, cellular component: membrane. Lineage: Eukaryota; Metazoa; Arthropoda; Insecta; Hymenoptera; Formicidae. The annotation marks the transcript as partial. Gene Ontology annotation, biological process: sodium ion transmembrane transport. The record is from RefSeq and is a predicted model, not a curated record.